AUGUUAUAUUUUUCUUUUUAUAUUAUUCAUUGUAUAAAAAAAAUGUAUUUUUUUUUCUCAUUAUUAGUUUUUUUUUUAUUAAAUAUAAAUAUACAAAGUAAAAAUAUUGAUUUUUUAAAGUUUAAUGCAUUUGUAUAUCCUUAUAAGAAACAUAAAGUUUUUACAAAACAUCAUAACAACUGUGUAUAUAAAAACAAGAAUAUUCAAAACAUAAUUCAACGAAAUGUUUUUUUAAAACAAAAUAUAAAAAAUAUAGUAAGAAGUAAAAGUAUUUUAAAAUUAAAAUUAUUUUCCUCAUCAUCAGUCUCAAUUUUUAAAUUUUUUUUAUCAAAUAAACAAAAUAUAAAAUUAGCUGCUUUACACUUUAUAAGAAUAUACAAAUUUAUAAUUUAUAUAAGAUGCUUAUUAGAAUGGUUACCUCAAAUUAAUCCGCAUUUAAAUCCGUUUGUUUUUAUUUUUACUUUUACAAAUAAUUAUGUUCAAUUCUUUCAUAAAAUUGUUCCUAAUGUAUUUGGAAUAGAUUUGAGCGGAAUUUUUUCUUGGCUUUUUUUAGAAAUGAUAGAAAAUUUUUUAUCUUAG
Plasmodium gallinaceum is the source of this 579-nucleotide messenger RNA. Its product is annotated as apicoplast conserved ycf19 protein precursor, unknown function. The record is from RefSeq and is a predicted model, not a curated record. The coding region runs from base 1 to 579 and encodes 192 amino acids. Gene Ontology annotation, cellular component: membrane. The transcript has 5 exons. Lineage: Eukaryota; Apicomplexa; Aconoidasida; Haemosporida; Plasmodiidae.